This is a messenger RNA of Cyclopterus lumpus (lumpfish), 3642 nucleotides long. Its product is annotated as sentrin-specific protease 7-like. Gene Ontology annotation, molecular function: SUMO-specific endopeptidase activity. The transcript is spliced from 23 exons. Bases 420 to 3587 code for a protein of 1055 amino acids. The record is from RefSeq and is a predicted model, not a curated record. Gene Ontology annotation, biological process: protein desumoylation. Gene Ontology annotation, cellular component: nucleus; cytoplasm. NCBI's taxonomy places the organism in Eukaryota, Metazoa, Chordata, Actinopteri, Perciformes, Cyclopteridae.
UAAAGUGCUAAUGGCUUCCUGGCAGCUCUGGUUACUGUAUCAGAGCUGUACCUCGUAGUAUCGGAGUCAACCUAUUCGCUAAGCCGAGCUAUUGCUUAGUUAAUUAUAAUAUCUGGAUGGUAUAAUCAAUACAUUGUUGUAACUAAUUCCCCGGUGAACAAACCAUAACCUCUUUGUUAAUCGUCGCUGUUUCCAGCAAAGCACUUCCGGUGCUGACCGGAUGUUGCCAAAGUAGCAUUUGAGCGCCCUGUGCAGUCAAGUGAAUUGAGGCCAGCCAAAUGUGUCUCCACAGUGUUUGUAAGGUGCCGUUGGAAACCUCGGCUUGGAAAUAGUUGUGUCCAUACUGCUUCCAUUCCCCGUUGACACCGAGUGAAGCCCCGGCCUCGGUGUUCCUUCUGCGUCUUACCAAAUUGUGAACCAUGAUGGAGCGAAGAAGAGCCUUAACUAUUCCCUUUAAUGUUGACAAGGAUAACCGGAUGGAAAACCCGCUCCAAAUCUCCGUGCCGUGUCUUUCAUCACAGUGUGGAAAGUUAGAAAGACAGGUUUCCUGGACUGCAUUUGCAGAUUGCAAACGCAGACAUCGGAGUUCACAGCAUAUCAAUGGAGCCAUGCUGGUUGAUCACGCAACAUCGGAAAUGGCCAGGCGGAAGCCCUGCCUGGUCCUGACCGACGUCCUCGAGACGGAACUGGGAAAGGCGUACAUCGAAAGGAUGAAACAGAGUCGGGCUCUGGACAACGGAGUGUCGAGUCCACGGAGGGAGAGCGCUCGAUCCGCAGAGGAGCCCGCGACCUGCAAAGACACGAGGUCCAGACAGAAGGAGGAGAACACGAGCGUGACCCCUAAAUGCAACCGGGAGACGACCUCUUCGCCCGCUCAUUGGUCAAGACUCAGGAGAAGUUCUCAAAAUGUUGACGAUGAAGUGGACGUAGAAGAAAACAAAGACAUUGAAGAGGUGAUAAUAGGAAAGGACAACGGAGACAACUUCAAAUUCGCUGAAGUUGUAGAUUGUGGGUUGUCAGUGAGCUGGGAGCCUGCCGCGGAUACAGGAAGUUGUGAUGAGUUCCCCCCGGCCAGCAUCGAGGACCGGUUGAGUGGUCCAGAAGAAGAAGAAGAGGAGGAGGAGGAAGAAGAGGAAGAAGAAGAAGAAGAACAACAACCCAGUUUGAAGAAGAGGAAAAUGAAGGACGCGGGGUCCCAGUGCAAUGGGACCGGCAGCCCCAAACGCCACCGCGAGAGCGUGCUUCGCCUCACGGGAGAAGACAGAAGGGACGGAGGACGGGCACCGACGCGGGUUUGUCUGGAAGAAAGCGGAGAAGACGGAGAUUCGGAGAGCCAGGACCGAUCCAUCGUGCAGUUCACGGUGGGAGCAGAUGAUCAAACGGAGGUUGCGGUCCUUAAUUUGGAGGCCGGAGACUCUGUUAGCGCCGCCGGAAGAAGUCCAUCGUCUAACCAGGACAACGCAACUACAGCCAGCCCCUCUGAACCCAUUGUGCUGUCCAGUGAUGACGAAGAGGAAGAGGAGGAGGAGGAGGAGGAGGAGGAGGAGGAGGAGGAGAGUGGUGACCCAGCAUCCGAUGCACUGGUCGCCGUGGGAGACGCAGUGAUACAGACGCAGUCCCUGCAGGAAGCUGUGGCCAAACGGCAAGAAGCUUCUGAUAUAGACGACAUACAGGUGUUGCGUGUAGUUGUGGAUCUUCCCGGUCCAAUGGAAAUGUCCUCCAUCCCCAGUAUAGACUACUCCUUCUCCACGCUGCACUGUGGAGGUUACCAAGGGAGAGCCAAUGGAGACAUCAUGAUAGCAGACCAACAAAUCAUCAUCCCACUGACAGAUGCCGACGAACAGGUGGAGGUGGUUUUAAUCCUGGACCGUAAAGACCUGCGGAGGUACAGUGUGUGGGAACGUCAGGAGCUGGAGGACCGGGCGCUUCACUUUCAGGACGACGAGGAGGGUCCUUACCCCGUCGCCGUCCUUCUGUUUUGCGUGUCGGAAAGCGCCGCGGCUGCUGUGCGGCGAGAACUGCUGAAGCUGAGCGUCAAACGAGGCGGAAACGCCAGCUGUGGCAAGGUGAGCCCCUUCAUUCUGCUGACGCUGAGGCAUCCUGUGGAGGGAAUGGAGGGCGCUUUGUUACGCUCCCUCCUGGACAUCGACUGUCUCAACAGUCUGACGCGGGAAACAUUCCUCCACGACGCCGACGCAGUCGGUUGCUUGGAGGACUUCCACUCUCCGGUUCUUUCUCUGGACGACAGCGUGGAGCUGAUCAGAAGAACCGGACUGGACUCUCACCUGUUGUCUCUGCUCGGCCUGGAGGCCACGGACUCCAACCCCGACUCGGACCAGGACGGUUCACAUUGCGGUACGGACGAUAACGCCACGCCUCGCGUCCAGCCGGAGGUCGAGUCACCGAAGGGGAGCGAGCUGGAGACGGGGCAAGACGCCGGGACACGACUCCAACCAGAGGAGGAUCAGAAAGAGAAGGAGCUCCAGCAUCGGCCUCAGGUAAAAAAGCUGGAGCCCGCUCCCGUAUACACACUGUGCCAUCGUAGAACCAAGGGAUCCUACUCCGUGUCCCUGUGUAAACCGCACACCAGCAUGACUAAAUUUAAACAUCAAGGUCUGGCUCGCAGGUUGAUCCAGUUCCCCCCCCCUCCAUUGAAAGGAGGAAUAACCGUCACCAUGGAGGACCUGCGCUGCCUCGACACCGGGCACUUCCUAAACGACGUCAUCAUCGACUUUUACCUCAAGUACCUCCUCCUGAACGCCUCCGCCGCCGUGGCCGAGCGCACGCACAUCUUCAGCAGCUUCUUCUACAAGCAGCUGACGCGGCGGGACAACGCCAGCGAGGGCGUCGCCAACGACUCCUGUCAGAGGCAGAGGCGACACCACCGGGUAAAGACAUGGACACGCCAUGUUGACAUCUUCAAAAAGGACUUCCUGUUUGUCCCCGUCAAUCAGGAGGCUCAUUGGUAUUUAGUUCUCAUCUGCUUCCCCGGACUGGACGAGCCAACGUCUGAGACCUGGAGUGGUCCCAACGGCAAGUGGCAGGAACCAGAGGUGGCUGAGGGGUCUGAAAGCCCGAAAGACAACUCGGAGACCCCGCCUACGUUAAACCACGGCGACCGCUCGGACACGGAGACGGAAAAGCCUCAAGGAGACUCCACUAAAGACCUGUUGCCCGGUCCAGUGAACUGCACGGAGCAAACCUUCCAGAAGAAAACUGUGUGCAAGAGGCCGUGCAUUCUCAUCAUGGAUUCCCUCAAACUUUCUCUUCACGAGCGAGUCUUCAAACUCUUACGGGAGUACUUGCAGUCGGAGUGGGAGGUCCGCCGCGGUUCGUCGAGGGACUUCAGUCUCGAUCAGAUGCAAAGCUCCCACUGCAAAGUUCCCCUCCAAGACAACAGCAGCGACUGCGGGCUCUACCUGCUGCAAUACGUGGAGAGUUUUUUGAAGGACCCCGUGGUGCACUUUGAUCUCCCUCUACACCUACAACAAUGGUUUCCACGGCAGCAGGUGCGGAGGAAACGAGACCAGGUCCGGGAUCUGGUGCUUAACCUAAACCGAGAUCAAAACCGCGGCGCGGACGGAUGAGACGGAUGAAGCUGACUCUGCUGAUUAGUGCGUCGCCACUCCCCCGUCGGACACG